Messenger RNA from Amphimedon queenslandica, 1083 nucleotides. Its product is annotated as fibropellin-1-like. The annotation marks the transcript as partial. Gene Ontology annotation, biological process: Notch signaling pathway. The record is from RefSeq and is a predicted model, not a curated record. The transcript has a single exon. Gene Ontology annotation, molecular function: Notch binding; calcium ion binding. NCBI's taxonomy places the organism in Eukaryota, Metazoa, Porifera, Demospongiae, Haplosclerida, Niphatidae.
AAUGGAGGUGCCUGUAUUGAUGAUGUAGCUGGUUAUGUCUGCAAUUGUACUGAAGGAUUUAAUGGAACAGACUGCUCCAAUAACAUAGACGACUGUAAUCCUAAUCCUUGUCAAAAUGGAGGUACCUGUAUUGAUGAAGUAGCUGGUUAUACUUGCAAUUGUACUGAAGGAUUUAAUGGAACAAACUGCUCCAAUAAGAUAGACGAUUGUAGUCCUAAUCCUUGUCAAAAUGGAGGUACCUGUAUUGAUGAAGUAGCUGGUUAUACUUGCAAUUGUACUGAAGGAUUUAAUGGAACAAACUGCUCCAAUAACAUAGACGACUGUAAUCCUAAUCCUUGUCAAAAUGGAGGUACCUGUAUUGAUGAAGUAGCUGGUUAUACUUGCAAUUGUACUGAAGGAUUUAAUGGAACAAACUGCUCCAAUAAGAUAGACGAUUGUAGUCCUAAUCCUUGUCAAAAUGGAGGUACCUGUAUUGAUGAAGUAGCUGGUUAUACUUGCAAUUGUACUGAAGGAUUUAAUGGAACAAACUGCUCCAAUAACAUAGACGAUUGUAGUCCUAAUCCUUGUCAAAAUGGAGGUACCUGUAUUGAUGGAGUAGCUGGUUAUACUUGCAAUUGUACUGAAGGAUUCAAUGGAACAAACUGCUCCAAUAACAUAGACGACUGUAAUCCUAAUCCUUGUCAAAAUGGAGGUACCUGUAUUGAUGAAGUAGCUGGUUAUACUUGCAAUUGUACUGAAGGAUUCAAUGGAACAGACUGCUCCAAUAACAUAGACGACUGUAAUCCUAAUCCUUGUCAAAAUGGAGGUACCUGUAUUGAUGAAGUAGCUGGUUAUACUUGCAAUUGUACUGAAGGAUUUAAUGGAACAAACUGCUCCAAUAAGAUAGACGAUUGUAGUCCUAAUCCUUGUCAAAAUGGAGGUACCUGUAUUGAUGAAGUAGCUGGUUAUACUUGCAAUUGUACUGAAGGAUUUAAUGGAACAAACUGCUCCAAUAACAUAGACGAUUGUAGUCCUAAUCCUUGUCAAAAUGGAGGUACCUGUAUUGAUGGAGUAGCUGGUUAUACUUGCAAUUGUACUGAAGGA